AUGGAACUGUGGACUUAUAGGCAUUCUCUUAUCGUCUUAAAGUCAGUCACGAAGCAUGGUAGUCUCCAUACCAUGCCGCUUACCCAUGGAACAUUUUGGGUCCAGCCCCAUGGUGUUCCUGGUUUCUAUAUGACAAUGAAAGUGGCAAAAGCUAUCGGUGAAACUCUGGGUGAGAGAACACCGGUUACUUUCUCAGAGGUGGGCGAGAAGGUGAUUGAAUUUCAUUAUGAAUAUUUGCCAGAAUACUGUUUUGCUUGUGGGGUAAUUGGGCAUCCCACUCGUCAGUGUGUGAAGAAUCAUGAAGUAAAGAGUGGAAAACUCACCUCGGAUGCACUGAAUCGGUUUACAACAGCUUAUUUGGGUCUGGAAGGGGAGAUAAACUUGCGAGGUAGGCCUAUUGCUAGCAGGCCUGUCGCACACUGUCGUGGAAUCUUCUAG
Molecule: messenger RNA, 438 nt
Organism: Prunus armeniaca (apricot)
Lineage: Eukaryota; Viridiplantae; Streptophyta; Magnoliopsida; Rosales; Rosaceae
Source: the annotation of a GenBank genome assembly